AGGGUCCAACAACACCCUUGACAUUUCAUUGCUUUGGCCACACUGCACUGUGAAUUGAAAAUAAAUUAGCGCCCUCGUUUCAGUUUUUCCAUCAAUUUAGGUGGAAAUUGACUACCAAUGCGACGUUCGAAGGCUCCCUCGAUGCGCCAGGCAGUAAAGCGCGAAGCUGAUCCUCUCGAGGACCCACAAUCAUCUUGCUCCUGGCCCAGCAUCUCUCUCCCGAGCGAAUGGGGAUCCUCCAAAGGCAGCGAAAGCCUGGGGCCCCGAGAACUCAAAGCUGGCGAGAAUCCCCUCAAGGAGAGCCGCAUUUUCCAUGUGCUCUGGCGCAAUCAGACCACCAGAAAGCACAAGACGUGGACUGGCAACGGAACCCUGGUGGUCACCGGAUCCAUAGUAACCCUUAAGGAUGACACUGGGAAGGUUGUGGACACCAUGACCGUCUUUAAGCAGCGCGAUUUCAAGGAGAACGAUCAGCUGCAAGUCGGCACCAGAGAUGUUGAGGUCCAGGAGGAAAUUAAAACACUCGAAGAGUGCGUGACCCAACGCAAGCUGGAGAUUGCCACUUGGUGCCAGAAAAUUGAUGCACUCAAUGGUCAUUCGGACACAUCGCCACCUCCUGCGCCCAGUGCUCCCUUCAGAUCCCAUGUCCUGAAGAAAGUAAAGCGCGAAGGGAACUUCAUGGGUGUAGAGAAUCCAUCGACUUGGGGAUCCUCCGAGAGUAGUAUUCAAAUGGAUACCUCACCUCAUGUAGGCAGUGCUCCCUGCCUAUCCAAUGAGCUGGAGUGGGGAAUAAAUAGAAAAACAUCUGCGGAGAAUGAAAAUCCUGCCACGUCGGGAUUCACCCGAGCGGAAUAUCUGUGCUUCCUAGCCCCAGCAGCACUUCAAGAGAGCAUAUUUCUUUUUCUGGCUGAAUACAUCAAAAAAUCGAAGGUGGAUCCUUCAUUCAUAGAUGAAAUGGUCCAAGUGGUAUGCGAUCAUCCCGUACUCCUUAAAACACUAUUCAAGAAUACAGACUCUAUGGAACUAAUGCAGGUGCUAGAGCCCAAGCUACCGCCCUGGCCAGAAAUGGGGCUCUACGACUCCGCCAAGUUUGAGUUCGUCCAUGCAAUGCUGGACAAUUUAGUCCUAGAGAGAAAAGAGAAAUGCUGUAUUUUGGCAAACAGUCAGGAUUGCUUGAGACUAGUUAUCGGUUACUGCCAGAGCUAUGAUAUAGACCACGCGCAGCUGGAUAGUCCCCAAAAAAUAUCUGUCUUUAACUCCACUGAGAAACCAAUGGUUGGCUUAGCUCUGACCAGUAACUUACCAGAGAUUAACUCUCUCCGCUGCAAACACCUUAUAAUUUAUAAUCACAAUGCCAGAGAGGAAGCCACUCAAUUGCUGGCACUUGAGGAAACGGACACCAAAGAGUACACACUAAUCACAUCUGGAGGUGGUCCGGAGGAACUGCAGUUUUAUAGACGACUUGGUCUGAUCACAGAUAAUGAUUCCCUAGGGGAUCUUCAAAAUUACGGAGGAAAGCUGAUGCCAAGCACUAUAUAUUUUUUAGGAACUGGCACCUGGAACAAAAUUGAACCACCCUUUAGCAAUAAUUUCCUAGAGGAAUCCUCUAUCACUGAUAGUCUGGACUGCCUUCAACUGGUUUAUUCAAGAAAAAUGAUAGGAAAACUUAAAUAAUAACAAAGAAUGAUUUAAAUGAUUCUCAUUAAAAAACGUAAACUUCA
Molecule: messenger RNA, 1721 nt
Organism: Drosophila suzukii
Lineage: Eukaryota; Metazoa; Arthropoda; Insecta; Diptera; Drosophilidae
Source: RefSeq, a predicted model, not a curated record